AUGGAAUGGCGCAAUCUGCCCGAUGUCGAUGGACCCGACUAUGACCCAGACAAUGGCAAGUACGGUGAGUACAAGGGCAUUCUCACAGACGUCCGUGAGCAUCCUGAACUCUCCGCGGAAGAGAGACUUCGCCGUCUUGAUCACUUGAAGGCCGAGAUCAUACCGUUCUGGCACCGUUGGGCCGGAAUCGAACAGAAAGAGAAAGAGGAUUUCAUGGCGGUCUUCCUCAAGUACAAUGGCUCUGACGGCAUCAAAACGCGUCUGGCAGAGGAUUACGACGAGAUGGAGGCCCGCACCACCGACCGAGGUGAUUAUAAGCUUAUUGAAAUGAUGAAUUGUCGCUACGGGACGCCCUCAUUGAGAGCACGCAAGCAGAGCUUCCUUUACGACAAUCGAUCAUACAUAGAAUACGACAUUGAGCCGGACUCGAAGAACAAUCAUCGCAAGGGCACGAGGCAAUCAGACCGAGCCAAAGCGAUUGAAGACGAGCAGGCUCAUCCCAAGCCUCCGUUCAAUGUGCAUAUUCUCGAGCCGGAAAUCACUGAGCCCCACCACAACAAUGCGAACGACGAAGACAAUCUCGAUCUUAAGCUUCCUCUUUUGAGAAUCAUCCACCGGCUGAUGAACCACAAAGAUGCGUGGCCAUUCAUGAAUCGCGUUGACGAGACAAUUGCUGAGGAUUACUUCACAAUCAUAAAGAGGCCCCGCCACUUCAAAUUCAUUGAGCAAAAGCUGAGAACAGAAAAUUGGUACGGCUAUGGAGCCACUGCGUUCUUCAACGAUAUGCUUCUGGUAUUUCACAACUGUCGAAUGUACAAUGGACCAGACUCCCAAUACACCAAGUAUGCAGACAAAUUAGAGAGGCUCAUGAAGAAGUUACUACGCGAGAUAGAAGGUAUUGGCAUGCAGCUUUUGACACAAUACAAUGCAAUCGUUCAUAUCGGCCCGGAAGACUGGCCAGACCCUGGCUGGUCCUCUCGACAACCAGGCUUCAAACGGCAUCUUCCGGGAAUUGAUCGCGGAGUUCCUGACAUCGGCCGCGAUGCUCUGUUAAAGGAGGAGGUCGAACGCUGCCAGGCGCGGAUAUUACAGUUGCAAUACCUUCUGGGUACAAAGAGUUCCGGCACAAGAACGAGCACGGAAGAGCGGGUAGUUGAAGGUAGAACGCAGCCCAAGGGAGGAAGUCUGAAGCGACCUCGCGACGAGGAUACCGAGGCCACUGGGGACUGCCGCAAGAACGGAGAUAAACGCCGACGGUUGACUGCUGGUGGCACCUCUGAUCCCAUCACUUCAAAUGCUGUUCCUCUCCAGCGAAAUGCGCGCAAGCAGCCCGUAUCGAUGGGCCAAGUCGAAGCGGGUCCCAGUGGUUCGGCUGGCAACGCGCCGGACAGUUCCAGAGGUAGGCAAAAGCGUGCCAAGAUACCUGAGGACGAUGAAAGCGACGACAACGAUGGCUUAGAGGCUGGUGAGGGAUAUGGGCCUACGGCUCCGAAGCGGCAGCGGCUGGAGAAGAGUAGGCCUUCGGCGCGCAUGGCCACCUCGAGUCCUCAAGCCGCCGAUCCUGAGCCUGUAGUUCCUGCAUCUAGGGUUCCAAAGGCUGUCAGCCCUAUAUUGGACAGCGAGCAGAAUUUAUCACCCGCCGCCGGUCCAUCUAGUCCACGUGCUCGCGGACUUUCAUCUCCAUCUGUAGAGCCGUCCUCACAGCCCUUGGGAUUCAGCAGGAACACAGUCACCAUGAGCAAGAUCGCGAAGAUGGGGAAGAGGAGGCCUUGGCUGUUCGGAUAUUCGACCGCCGAGGGCUACGGCAUCUACGCGUUCGUGGAGUGUCCAGCCUCGGGCUGCAAGCACCACUUCUCGAGCCAUCCCCUCAGACAAGGUCGUGCGCAAGAUCACAUCUCUGACUGCAACCAGCCCUUGUUGGAUGAGAGAGACAUUGUCAAGCAGUACGCCCGUCAAGUGAUCAAAGAUCGUGGCAGAAAGUCCGAUCUGACCAUCGAUUGGGCGAGGAGAUCGAACCUCAAUCUGCUGCCCUCGCAUCUGAAGAAAGACCACCCAGAGAACUUUCCGCAUGCGCCUGCUUCUGAGUAG
This is a messenger RNA of Diaporthe amygdali, 2088 nucleotides long. RefSeq lists its product as uncharacterized. Gene Ontology annotation, molecular function: protein binding; histone H3 acetyltransferase activity. Gene Ontology annotation, cellular component: histone acetyltransferase complex. The record is from RefSeq and is a predicted model, not a curated record. The coding region runs from base 1 to 2088 and encodes 695 amino acids. Lineage: Eukaryota; Fungi; Ascomycota; Sordariomycetes; Diaporthales; Diaporthaceae. The transcript is spliced from 3 exons. Gene Ontology annotation, biological process: chromatin remodeling; positive regulation of transcription by RNA polymerase II.